UCCGAACUGUUGAUAAUAACUAACGUCUUAAUCGUGCCAUAAACAAACGAUAAUGUUAAAAAUAAUAAUCCUGGAUAUUUCGUAUUGCCCAGUUUUAGCCAGAGAUCGUUCGUACAUUGAUUAAGUCUCGUUUCAACAGCGCAACCGCACCGACUUGAAAAAAAACGCGCAUUAAUUGGAAUUUUAUAUAAUACGAUUGUUUUAUGGGGUUUCCCAAUGUUAAAAGACUUUCACCUUGCUGUUACACUGCGUUGUGGCUUCAGUCUGUGCAAAAUCCGUCUAGUUUUCCAUCUAUAGAAUCGCGUAAAAGAGCCGAACGCCCCAGACAGGAUUGUCGAUUUUCCGUCUUUGUUGGUGCUGGCCGAUCCCGAUUCUCUGGAACAAGCCCUGGAUCAUAUCUUCGGGAGUGUUUGAGUGAAACAGGUGGUGAAUUCGGUCUCCACAUCACAGCGAUUUUGAGGGUUUGAGUGGCCGACGACGAUGACGAGCGUUGCCGAAAUUUUGGAUUACAAGAGGAAGGACAGGGAGGAUUAUUACUCGAUUUUGGGGUGCGACGAACACUCAUCGGUGGAGCAAAUCUCCCAGGAAUACAAGGUUCGCGCCUUGCAGUAUCAUCCUGAUAAGAACGCCGGAGACAAAGAAAUGGAGGAGAAAUUUCAAUUACUGAAUGAAGCCAAAGAAACUCUAACAAACCCAGAGAAGAAAACGCUUUACGAUAAAUGGAGAAAUAGUGGCAUUUCCAUGGGCUACAAGCAGUGGUUGGGCAUGAAGGACCACGUUCAACAGUCAAUGCAUUGGUCCACUCCCAAAACAAAGGAUCGCAUGUUGGAGUCGGGCGGCAAUUCUGGACCGUCCAGUUUGGGCUCGGCGAUGUCUGCCGCCCAUCGAAGGGCGUCCGAAGGCGGGGCCAAUUUGCAUUGGGGAGCAAAAACAGGAAACGCCUGGUCAACUGGGGCCGAUUCCCACAGCGAAGUUGUCAGUAAAUUCAGAAAUUACGAAAUCUAAAUAUCCACCUUUUUACGUUGCAUUCAGAUCCUUUGGUGUAUUGUUCCCUUCCCGUAUCGAUGUACUGUGAAAUACGUAUUUUGGGUAUAUUUCUGCUCGAAUAAUCUGGAAGGGACCAGGCGUUCAUGUGAUGGCAAUCAAUUGGUUUACGCAACUUUAACCGGAUGUAUUUUCUACCCAAUAUUGCAUUUUACUAUUUGUAUACCCAAAAUAUAUCGAUGUUUGCCCCCUUGAUCAGAUAUAACUUAUCAAUGUGACCCCGUCUACACUAGCUGUUGUAUGUUGGUGCAUUACUCUUAGGUGUUAAAUGAUCAUUGAAAUUAUUUUACUGCAGUUAGGACUUCAUAUAUAUUCUAUGGCGAAUUGAAAAUUUUAUCUUCGCACUAACUCCUCGAUGUUUCACAAACGGCGCCUUGGAAAGUCUGUUGAAAAAAUCAAAAUUUUGCUCAACCUUCUCGUACUUGUAUUGUAUUGUAGUAGGUAAAUUACUGUACAGACUUAAUCCAUAUACAGGGUGAAUACAUAUUCAAGUGAAGCCACCAGAAUCAAUCGCUCUUUAGUGCUGUUAAUGAAGUGAAGAACACUUUGAUUCGCCCUGUAUACUGUGCUUAAAUGUUUCCCUUCAUAGCAUGCCUCUUUUCAACAUUUUGAUGUAUUUUAUACUAGAUGUUCCCAGAAGGAAUGCAGAUAUCUUAUCAGACAGUGUGAUUAGCCCCUUUUGCGGCUUCUGGUUCUUCUGGCAAUGACUUUUUUAAUGCGCCCCCAGAACCAGAGUCCAACCCAUCUGCCAACACACUGUUGUAUAUUUUCCUACAGGGUAAAAUUCCUGCACAAAAUGUCCAUUGUUCGUAUCCUAUACACAUAUUUCCCUAUUUUGAUAAGUCUUUAAAUUUGUAUGCGUAAUUUAUUGGAAGCGUUUCUGAAAAUUUCUCAACCUAAACCGCCCGUAACACGGCGAGUAAUUUAAUGAAUUAUAUAUUAUAUUCCUGUACUUAACUGAAAAUGAGAAAGUAUUAAUAAAUAUACCAGAUCUUA
Molecule: messenger RNA, 2040 nt
Organism: Dendroctonus ponderosae (mountain pine beetle)
Lineage: Eukaryota; Metazoa; Arthropoda; Insecta; Coleoptera; Curculionidae
Gene: jdp
Product: J domain-containing protein
Exons: 4
Coding region: 481-1005 (174 amino acids)
Cellular component (GO): cytoplasm
Source: RefSeq, a predicted model, not a curated record